Molecule: messenger RNA, 1497 nt
Organism: Saccharomycodes ludwigii
Lineage: Eukaryota; Fungi; Ascomycota; Saccharomycetes; Saccharomycodales; Saccharomycodaceae
Gene: DRN1
Product: Drn1p
Exons: 1
Coding region: 1-1497 (498 amino acids)
Biological process (GO): mRNA splicing, via spliceosome
Cellular component (GO): post-mRNA release spliceosomal complex
Molecular function (GO): RNA lariat debranching enzyme activator activity
Source: RefSeq, a predicted model, not a curated record
AUGACAGAGCAAUCUUCAUCGCUAUUAAAAGUAUUAUUUUUCAACGCUACCAUAGAUUCAAUAAAAGAUGCCAUUAACAAAAUAAAUCAAUUGAAUUCAAAAGCCGGUCCUUUCACCUUUGCGUUUAAUAUCAAUUUAAUAGAUAAUUUAUCUUCAAUUAAGGAAACGUUAGACUCAACAUCUGUCCGAUACAUUUUAUUAUCUAAAAAAGAAAAAAAUCCAGGAAAAAAUAGAAGUGCAAGCCUAAUUCAACUAACCAAUCCUUAUGGAAUAUAUGAAUUAGAAAGUGGAUUUCGAAUUGCUUAUAUUAAAUUUGACAAUGAUUGCAAUAAAGUUAUGAAAAAUAUAAUACCAUUUUUCACGAAAUUUGGUGAGUUUGUAGAUGUUUUGGUUACUUCUUAUAAUCAAAUUGAAACUAACUUUAAUAAAGAACAGCAAUAUAUUAUUGAUUCUGUUAUAAAAUUAGUUAAACCUUUCUAUCACUUUACCCCGAAUAAUGAAACAUCUGAUUUUGUGGAAGAAAUGCCCUUUUUGUGGGAUUCUGUGCAGAGACCGGCCCGCAGUUUGAAAAUUCCACAAUUGCACAUGGGGAAAAAAUGGGCCUAUGCAUUUAAUUUUGAUAUACUGAAAUCUCUAGAAGUUCCUACAACUUUGCGUUCCAAUCCGUAUUUGCCAAAAGAUAAUAGAAAAAGAAAACCCCUUUGUAUUGAUGGGGAAAAAAAUUUGGAAAAAAUAAAAAAAUUGAAAACUGUUCAACCUACCAACUGCCAUUUUUGUUUCACCAAUGACAAUAUUGAAGAUCAUAUGAUAGUUUCCAUAGGAAACAAUGCUUAUUUGACAAUAGCAAAGGGUCCACUGACUGUUCCUCAGCAAGGAUUACCAUUUCCUGGACAUUGUAUUAUUACUUCUAUCGAACAUAUUCCAAAAUUAAAUUGUAGAAUAAAGCCAUCAAGCCAUGUAUUCGAAACAUCAUUGUAUAAAGAAAUUAUUCAAUUUGAACAAGCCUUGUGUAAAAUGUUUGCCAAAUUUGAUAUGUCUAUCAUUGUUUCUGAAAUUAAUUUUGAAAAUGCUGUGCAUUAUCACUUACAAGUUUAUCCAGUUCCAAACAAAUAUCUGGAUAAAUUUAAUAUUUCAUUAGAGAAACAUAUUCAUUCCAACAACGAAAAAUACACUUCCAAUGCCAAAUUAAAUUUCAAAAAAAUCCAUUCGGUAGAUGAUGAGGAUUAUAAAAAAUUAAUAAAUAAUCCUUCAUCUAAUUAUUUCCAGUUCAAAGUACACAAAAGUGAUGGCGAAGUCGAAAUAUUUUAUUCUAUCUUUGAUCCACAACACAGACUGGACUUACAAUUUGGAAGAAGGGUUUUGGCUUAUAUUUUGAACCAACCAAAACGUAUUAAAUGGGAUUCUAAAAUUUGCUUUGAAUCUAAGGAAAAAGAAACUAAAAAUGCCCAACAAUUUCAGGAACUUUUUAGAGAAUUUGAUUUCACUGAUGCAAGCUAA